UCAAGCAGGAGAGUAAGAAACUGGGUUUAUAAUGGCAAACGAGUGAAAUUGUUUGAACGUUGAAUGCUUAAUAUUUAACAGUUUUGUGUCUUAAAUGAGGUGUAUUGGAAAUGUGUAGGCAUUUAGUGAUUGGAGCAUACAAACUAAAGGAGCAACUCAUCUGAACCCUUGGAGUCUUGAAUAUUUGGUUCCUUGUUCUUCAACAGCCCCAGUGUUCAUAAGGGAGAUGUAUUACCAUUUGAGGUUCAACCAAAAUUUGAAAUGACAAAAGGUGACUACCAAGAUACAGGAUGAGGGAGUUUAAAGUUGUUGUUCUGGGAAGCGGGGGAGUUGGGAAGAGUGCUCUCACAGUUCAGUUUGUAUCAGGAUCAUUCAUGGAGAAGUAUGAUCCCACAAUAGAAGAUUUUUACCGAAAAGAAAUUGAGGUGGACUCUGCACCUUGUGUUUUGGAAAUUCUAGACACUGCUGGUACCGAACAGUUUGCCUCCAUGCGAGAUUUAUACAUCAAAAAUGGACAGGGGUUUGUUGUUGUGUACAGCAUCACGAGCCAUCAAACAUUUCAAGACAUUAAGAACAUGAAGGAACAAAUUAUGAGAGUAAAGAAUCUGGAACGUGUUCCAGUGAUUCUUGUUGGAAAUAAAGUAGAUCUUGAACAGCAACGAGAGGUAAGCAGCAUGGAAGGAAUGUCUCUAGCCCAACUUUGGGGAUGUCCUUUUAUGGAAGCUUCUGCCAAAAACAAAUGCAAUGUGAAUGAAAUGUUUGCUGAAAUUGUUCGUGAGAUGAACUUUAUUUCUGAACCAGAAAGACCCAGUCAUUGUUGUGUGGUUCUCUGAUGCAGGAAAAAUGAAUGGAUGGCUUGGAAGAUGUUUACAGGAAGAAAACUGAGCUGUGCCUUCCAUUAGGGUCUGAACCAACCAGAAUUUGACAUAGAUAGUUUCUGUGCAAUAAUUUCAUUGCUCCUAAGAUUGCUGCUGAUGUUUGAAAGAUCUCUGUAGUCCUUUUUUUCUUUUUCACAUGUUCACUUCCUAAAGUCAGCAUCUUCUCAGAACACGUGCUAUGCUUCAUGUCUGUGUGUAUUAAAACAUCAAUGUGGAUGCAUAUUGUAUAAAAAAAAUUUCAAGCAAAACAUUAGUGAGAUUUUUUCUAGCCAAAUAUCCAAUUCAAGAAAUUAAGAAUGAGUUUUGGAGCCCAAAGAAAUCUUAGAAUGAAUUAAGGAAACUUGUUGUACCUUAAAAGCUGUUUUAGACAGUAUAAGGUGCUGAUUUUUAUAGACAUUGUUUUUGAAAUGAAAAUUUAUAAUUUAUGAGGAUUAUUCAAAGAUUAUUAUGGAGCUUUCUGAAAACACAAGUCUAUCGACCAUUCCUCAGCUGAAGAAUGCCAUUACAGUAGCAUUUCAGGCUAUUCCUGGGGAGUUAAGUGCUGGCAAGUUCUAAUUUUGUAGCAUGACAUUGUGCAUGGAUUUUUUUGGUUGAUUCAUGAUGACCUGGUUUUGGAAAUCUGUAAAUACCCGUAAUGUAGAAUGGAUUUGUAGUUUCCAGACAAGAUUAAGCCAAAAAUAAUGUGUUUUCAUAGUAUAAAGUUCAUAAAACCUAGUUAUACUUUAUAAAUACAUUUAGACAAAGGAAACACGAGUACAUUUGAAAACACAUUAUUGCUGUAUUUGUGUGAUUUGAAAAUAAGUAAGGGUAGUAUAGGUGGGAAAAAAUAAAUUCUGUUUGAUAUUGCAAAAAAAAAAAGCCUUAAAUGUUUGCUAUAUUUAAAAAUUAUCAAAAAUAUAAUGUGUAUCAAGAAAAUGUGGUUAUAAUUUUAUUAGAAUUUUGAAUAAGGCUUUGAAAAUGUCAGAAAUUCUCAAGUAAGUCAAAUGUUUUAAAAAUAAGUAAAAAAAUACCUUUUAUAGCAACAAUGACUUUAGUAGGUCGAGGGAUAUAGCUUUUCAGGCAAAAGUAAAGAUGUUUCAUGUUUCUCUUGAUGCAUAAGAUAAAAUGCAAAGUCUAAUUUGAGACAUGAUAGUCACAGCCAAGUGUGUGUGUGUGUCAGUUUUGAAGAUGGUAGAAGAACAUACAGUACAGUAAUAAUACCAAAAGGUACUCUAUUUAAACUCAGUUUUUCUAUAACAUUUGGUCAAAAAUACUUAUUAGACAUAUUUCCUUUGUAUUGAAUCAUAAAGUUCCAAAAAACGUUAAGUUUUUAGCACUCGUACUGAAACUUCAUGUACAAAAGAGCAGUUCCUGAAAAGUAAAAAAAUAAGCAUAGGUCUUUUGUUAAACGAAACUUUUUCUAGUACACCAUAUGAACUUUAAUUUGUGAAACAUUUAACUGAGUAAUUGAUCAGUCCCAAAAGGUAAUCGCCAAACGAUUUCAUUCAAGCUAUUGAUUGUGAAAUCUGGUAUAACCUAAAACAUAUAUUACUAUAAUCAAUCAAAAUAUUUCCACCUUAAACUACAAUAUGAUUUUAAUUUUGGAAAAAUUGUGUCUUGUUUAGUAAUAUGAAAUUAAUGAAACUUUAUAAACAAAAUAUUUUUUACUCCUGACCUUACUUUCAAAUGAAUUAGACAAUGGUGAUCUUUAUUUGUUGUUUAGCUUACACAUACACAUGUAAUGAAUUAAAAUUUAGCUUUGAAGCUGCAAUUGAAAUAACUAAGGUACUGUAUACUUCAUUAAGAAUUUCUGGUGAGAAGCACUAAUAAUGAAAGUAAAGAUACAUUUAAUUGGUUCUUCAAACCUGUGAUUAUAAGAGCACAUACAAAAGUUUUAAAUGUGUGUACAUUUCCCAAAAUUGGUGCUGCAGCAUGUAUGUUAUUCUUACUUUUAUAAUUGUUGUUCAUAAUCUUUGUACAUUGAUUUUUAGAUUUUUGGACAUUUUUGUCAGGUGACUGAGUGAGCAGCUGACAGUUUUAUGCUGGUAAUGCUCUUGGUUAUGAUGUUAUAACAACUUAGACUUUUCAGUUGCCUCAUUCCAUGAUCAUUAUUCUGACUUCAUGGAUGUCAGUAACACUGCCUUAGCUUUUCAAAUUUUUAUUCAUCUUUUUAGACUUGUGUUUGUAUUGUUCUGAUUUCAAUAACUGUUUUUUAGUUGGGUGUAAUGUACCUUUGAUGGCAAUAAUUGGACCUUGUAGGUUGAGGUAAUUGUAGUGGUACUUCAUUACAUAGGAGGUAGCAAGUGAAGUAUACACACGAGCUAGAGAUAAUGUUACCACAUUGUUUGUUAUAUUAGUGUUAAAAAUAUGUAAAAUCAAGAUAAUCUGAUUUUUGCCUAUUGAGACAAUGGUGAUGACACUGUACUGCUUACAGUAGUGGUAACAAUAUCAUUCUGUUUGAGGUGGUUAAAAGUAAUGUCUAUUUAACAUGUGGUGGUAAUAGUAUUUAAACAAUUGUGGCAGUAUAUUACAUUCAUAAUACUAUACUAAAAGUUAAGUUAGCUUGAAGUAAUAGUGCUGUUUAUUAUAAAAUGGUUAAAACAUAAUUACAACUAUAAUGGGGGUAUUUCUCUGAGCUGUUUUCCAUACUUCAGUUCACAAAUUUUAUGAAAUCUUUAACACUCACAUUUAUUGAAAUAAAGCAGUUUUAUUAGAUACUAUCUAAAUCAAAAUUGUGUUACUAAUUAUCUGUAAAUUAUUUUUGCAUUAUAAUGCCUAUUAUAUAAUUAGAAAAUUUAUAUCUACAUAUAAAAACUUAAAACCUUACAUUAUUUUAUCAAUUGUUACUUCGUAAUAACGUACAAUUAAGAUUUGCUUCUUCAACAUUCGGGUAUAACUGGAAUAUUUGCACAUUAUUUUUUAAAUCAUAUAAUAGAAAGUGAGAACAGUAUAUUUAUUGAACAGGAUGUUGUGUUUGGUUGGAAAUAUUUUACAUGAUUGGCUUGUAUAUUAAAAUUAGUUUUGUACAUUUCAGAUAAGAUGGGAUUAUGAUAUCUGUAGCUGAUGUCAAAACUCGGGUACCACUUUGUAUACAACAUAUGUUAAUGGUAUUUUGUUUUGUAAAAAGUAUUCUUAGUAAUAUUUGAACACUGCUGAUAAUAGCACAAAUGGUAUAUUACAGAUGCAAUUACCUUCAUAUAAAAUAGACUUUUAAAUAUUAUCAAAUUACUCUUUUUUUUUUCUGUAUCUUGAACUCAUAACAAAUCCAGAAAAAUGAUAAUUUAUAGUUUUUUUCUUUGUCUAUAUUCAGAUAGAUCUGGUAAUAUUUUAAAUUGUAAUAGAAGUUCAAUAUAUAUGUUAAACUAAAUCUUGAUGACUUUACAACAAAGGCAUUUUUUUAUGAACUAUAUUCCUUUUUUUUGUUUCUUCCCAUAAUCGUACUUGUACAGUUAAUUGUUUAAAAUGCAGGUGGUCAAGGAAAAACUUUCCAAUUUAGAUGUACUCUGUGAUAUGAAUUGUCUUUAAAAUCAUAAUGAUAAUAUAAACAGCUUAUUAAACGAGGUUUAACAGCAUAAAUUGAAACAAAAACAUGCUCUUUCUGACAAACAUCUUAGAAUGUUUUGGCCGGUCUUCUGGCAUACUUUUAAAUCUUUAUACAAACUUUUUUUAUUUCUACCAUUAUUCAUAUAAUCCCAACAUAGCUUAAACUUGUGUUUGUUUUUUCAUUCUAUUAAAAGGUAGGUUAUUUCUUCCCAUGAGCAAGAAAAAUUAUUUGGAAGUGGAAGGAUGGGAUGAUGAUCUCCAGUUAAUGAAACCUGAAAUAAUGCUGAGUUACCUGGCAUACCGUUGGAAAAGUUAGAGUAAUUGAAAUGUGCAGUAGAAAAAAAAAAUUAGAAAUUAAAUACCUAUUAAAAAGUUAAGAAUUUAUUUCUCAAAAGAAGAAAGUGGUACAGGUAUGCGAGUUGAAAAACUAAUUAGUGGAAUUAAAAGGGAAAGCUUGCAAGAGAGAGGACAGAACACUGUGAGUAAAUUAAGAUAUUAAAAGAUAGAAGGACCUGUUGAUACUUAAAACGUGUGUCAAAGGUCAGUGUUGAGAAGAAAAA
Molecule: messenger RNA, 4960 nt
Organism: Limulus polyphemus (Atlantic horseshoe crab)
Lineage: Eukaryota; Metazoa; Arthropoda; Merostomata; Xiphosura; Limulidae
Product: ras-related protein Rap-2a-like
Exons: 4
Coding region: 291-833 (180 amino acids)
Biological process (GO): negative regulation of cell migration; Rap protein signal transduction
Cellular component (GO): plasma membrane
Molecular function (GO): GDP binding; GTPase activity; GTP binding
Source: RefSeq, a predicted model, not a curated record